This is a messenger RNA of Chanos chanos (milkfish), 707 nucleotides long. It is a transcript of the gene gid8a, whose product is annotated as GID complex subunit 8 homolog a (S. cerevisiae). The record is from RefSeq and is a predicted model, not a curated record. NCBI's taxonomy places the organism in Eukaryota, Metazoa, Chordata, Actinopteri, Gonorynchiformes, Chanidae. Bases 1 to 690 code for a protein of 229 amino acids. Gene Ontology annotation, molecular function: protein binding. The transcript is spliced from 4 exons.
AUGAUGAGCUACGCAGAAAAACCUGAGGAUAUUACAAAAGAAGAAUGGAUGGAUAAACUAAAUAACGUGCACAUUCAGCGGGCAGAUAUGAACAGACUGAUCAUGAACUACCUUGUAACUGAGGGAUUUAAGGAAGCAGCCGAGAAAUUCCGGAUGGAGUCUGGGAUUGAGCCUAGCGUGGACCUGGACACUCUGGAUGAGCGGAUUAAGAUCCGAGAAAUGAUUCUUAAAGGUCAGAUCCAGGAGGCCAUCGCUCUUAUCAAUAGCCUUCAUCCAGAGCUGCUGGAUACCAACCGUUAUCUGUACUUUCACCUUCAGCAGCAGCAUCUGAUCGAGCUGAUCCGUCUGCGUGAGACGGAGGCUGCGCUGGAGUUUGCCCAGACGCAGCUGGCCGAGCAGGGAGAGGAGAGCCGGGAGUGCCUGAGCGAGAUGGAGCGCACCCUCGCCCUCCUGGCCUUCGACAACCCCGAGGAGUCGCCUUUCGGAGACCUGCUCAACAUGAUGCAGAGACAGAAGGUAUGGAGUGAGGUGAACCAAGCAGUGCUGGAUUAUGAAAACAGGGAGUCAACGCCAAAGCUGGCAAAACUGCUGAAACUUUUAUUGUGGGCACAGAAUGAAUUGGACCAAAAGAAAGUGAAAUAUCCCAAAAUGACAGACCUCAGCAAGGGCACAAUUGAAGAUCCCAAGUAGAAACUCGCAACAGCAUG